AUGGUGUUUCUCUCCGGAAACGCCUCCGACAGCUCCAACUGCACUCAAUCGCCGGGUCCAGUGAACGUUUCCAAGGCUAUUCUUCUCGGGGUGAUCUUGGGGGGCCUGAUCAUUUUCGGGGUGCUGGGAAACAUCCUAGUGAUCCUCUCUGUGGCUUGCCACCGGCAUCUGCACUCGGUCACUCACUACUACAUCGUCAACUUGGCCGUGGCCGACCUUCUGCUCACGUCCACCGUGCUGCCCUUCUCGGCUAUCUUCGAGAUCCUCGGCUACUGGGCCUUCGGCCGGGUCUUCUGCAACAUCUGGGCAGCGGUGGACGUCCUGUGCUGCACCGCGUCCAUCAUGGGCCUCUGCAUCAUCUCCAUCGACCGCUACAUCGGUGUGAGCUACCCGCUGCGCUACCCGACCAUCGUGACCCAGCGGAGGGGCCUCAUGGCUCUGCUUUGCGUCUGGGCGCUCUCCCUCGUCAUCUCCAUAGGGCCCCUGUUUGGCUGGAGGCAGCCGGCCCCUGACGAUGAGACCAUCUGCCAGAUCACGGAAGAGCCAGGCUACGUACUGUUCUCGGCGCUGGGCUCCUUUUACGUCCCGCUGGCCAUCAUCCUGGUCAUGUACUGCCGGGUCUACGUGGUGGCCAAGAGGGAGAGUAGGGGCCUCAAGGCCGGCCUCAAGACUGACAAGUCCGACUCGGAGCAGGUGACCCUCCGCAUCCAUCGGAAAAAUGCCCCCACCUCGGGCCCCGGCGCCGCCAGCACCAAGAACAAGACACACUUCUCCGUGAGGCUCCUCAAGUUCUCUCGGGAGAAGAAAGCGGCCAAGACGCUGGGCAUCGUGGUGGGCUGCUUCAUCCUCUGCUGGCUGCCUUUUUUCUUGGUGAUGCCGAUUGGGUCCUUCUUCCCCGAGUCCAAGCCCUCGGAAACCGUUUUUAAAAUAGCAUUUUGGCUCGGAUACCUAAACAGCUGCAUCAACCCCAUCAUCUACCCCUGCUCCAGUCAAGAGUUUAAAAAGGCUUUUCAGAACGUCUUGAGAAUCCAGUGUCUCCGCAGAAAGCAGUCUUCCAAGUAUUCUCUGGGUUAUACCCUCCACGCGCCCAGCCAGGCCCUGGAGGGGCGGCACCAGGAUACGACGCGCAUCGCGGUGCGGUCCGGAGAGACCUUCUAUAAGAUCUCCAAGACGGAUGGGGUCUGUGAAUGGAAAUUUUUCUCUUCCCUGCCCCGUGGAUCUACCCGGAUUACAAUGCCCAAAGACCAGUCAGCCUGCACUACAGCCCGGGUGAGGAGUAAAGGCUUUUUGCAGGUCUGCUGCUGUGUGGGGCCCUCCACCCCUGGCGUGGAAGAGAACCAUCAAGUUCCAACCAUUAAGAUGCACACCAUCUCCCUCAAUGAAAAUGGGGAGGAAGUCUAGAGGUCAGGAAAGGUCACAAGGAAGGGGGGACAAACUUAGGUACCAACUC
Echinops telfairi (small Madagascar hedgehog) is the source of this 1450-nucleotide messenger RNA. RefSeq names its product adrenoceptor alpha 1A (gene ADRA1A). Gene Ontology annotation, molecular function: alpha1-adrenergic receptor activity. Bases 1 to 1401 code for a protein of 466 amino acids. Lineage: Eukaryota; Metazoa; Chordata; Mammalia; Afrosoricida; Tenrecidae. The transcript has 2 exons. Gene Ontology annotation, biological process: regulation of vasoconstriction; regulation of cardiac muscle contraction; adenylate cyclase-activating adrenergic receptor signaling pathway. Gene Ontology annotation, cellular component: membrane. The record is from RefSeq and is a predicted model, not a curated record.